CGAGUGAGGCAUGACGUCCCCAGACGUGUGACAUCGCUGGCGUUCGUACGCGGGCAGUGCUGGCGGUCUUACUGUAUGAGGCAGGAGGGUUGUCGGGGGGGUGGGGGCAGGUCUUUAACUUUCUGUCCAUGUCCCUCAUUGUUCUGCUGCUGCUGACUCCGAUAAUUUGGCCACAAUUUCUACUCGCAGUCAGGAUGUGUGCGGUAUCCGCUUGGUAAGUCGCGUGACAUGCAGGGCACGGUAGCAGGACUGGUGCAGUCGUCACAAUCAGGCCCUUUGCAGUCUCCAAAUCAGCGUUUACGUGUAUUUUUAUUAUUUUCAUCAAUCGUAUUUGUUUUCAUCCUGCGUGGACCUUGGUCUCCGAUGAGUCUCUCAUCGUUUAGAGAAAGUUUCGGAAAUUGCUUUCGGUCUUUGGGAAGCCCUGGUUGGGGAAGUAAAUGAGCACAUAAAAAAAAAUCUCUUUUAAUCGCACAAUUUAUUUGUUAUCUUGGGAACCGUUAAUUUGCGCCUGCCACAGUACUGUUAGUCCAUCGCAUACCAGACGUCGCUAUUCCAGUAACCCCCACGCGUCACUCCGGUUUGAUCUCGCAAAGGGCUUUUAAAACGAAUGUAGUGACUCCCACCGCUUGGCGGACCCACAAUGUAACCCGUCGUUCCUUCCCCUCCUGCAAAUAAACUGGACCCAUGGCACGAAGGCCAAUUCCUCGGCACUCUCCAAGCGCCUCUCAAACGUAAAGGUGACGGUGCCUGCGCGUGUUUUGUCCCGCGCCUCCUGCUGCUGGUGGUGGUUUUAAAGACCCCCGCUUGAGAGCAUUCUAAAGAUUGCCUCUAGUGCAGUGGUUCUUGACCUUUACUGCAGUCUUGCACCUCUUGGCUUCUCAAUCGUAAAGAAAAAUGUAGAAUAUUAAUAAAUACGUAGGUUUGAUGAAACAAAGUAAGUUGUACUUACGUGCCCGUGCUUAAUUUGUGUUUGGAUGAUUUACCUAUAUAAAACAAAAAUCUGGCCGUGUCUCGCACCCCCAGAAAGGGCAUCUCUCACCCCCAGGGGAUGCGUGCACCCCAGGUUAAAAACCACCACCGCUCUAGAGGGUUGUUUUGCUCCUAGCUUUCUACACUGUACCAAUUAGUAUGUCUGGGAUGGACUCAAGCCAGGGGGAUUUAAGAAACGUCCACGACUUUGUCUUCGACCGCCGCGAUGUCCCGCACCUCCGACUCGCACGGUUUACUGCGUAUGGUGUGAAAGAAGUUCAACGUACAGACACACAUGCGGGUGAUUGAACCGGCGACCUCUGUAUUGCAGGUCUAGCGUGCUCGCCAUUGUACCAUGGCAGCAUGUAGAGACUGGACUAACCAUUUAUAUGAGUAAUGCAUUGCCCUACCCACCAUCGACCAUUCGGAAAAAAAAACUAAAAAGGGCGGGUUGGGGGGAGAAAAAAAGUUUCACCUCUGUUUUACAAGUGUGACGUUGGACGAGAGAUGUGAUGGGCGAAACCCGCCGUUAUCAUCGGCCGAUUGCUCCAACUGCCAAUAAACGACAAAAUCCGGCGACCGCUGCCACGGUUUUCUAUCGGCCCAUGUGACUCAUUAACAUAAAUUAAAAAAAACCCACCUUUGGCCGUCGAACGCUCGUGACUGCCUUGCUCCACACAGCCAGCUCGGCGCUCCACCCUUCCUCAUUCCCGCCGCUGCUGCCGACAGACUGGUUCCCCCGCCUUUCCCGUGGAGUGCAAGCGGCCGCGAGGCGGGAAGGGAAUGCCACCGGAGCCCUCGUUCUCCGGGAGAGGGUCCUUAUCUCUGGGCGUUUGCUCGUGAGGUUUCCGACGCUAGCCCGGGCCGCUCGAAUCGGAGGUGGCGUUUGUGCGUCCGGCCGUUCCGCCGCUGUGGCUGUAGUUUGCCGCCGCCGCCUCGUCGCAGCAGACAUGAGUGAAAACGGAGCGAGCGAUGUAAAGGAACUCAAGAGGGAGGACAGCGGCAAGAAGGAGGGCACGCUGACCCGGCACGGCGAGAAGACCGGCAACGUGGCAAACUUGGUGAACCGCAUGAGCGUCGUGGGUCUGCCCGUCGGCAUGCAAACCAUGCCCAAAACGUCCCGUCGCGGCUCUCGAAAAAAGGCUUUCAGGCUCCGAGGUCUCUCUUUCUUCUCCAGCUCAGGCUUGAGCGAGAAGGUGCGCAAGCGGCGCUGCCAGGUGGCCUUCAGCUACGUGGCGCAGAACGACGAUGAGCUGGACCUGGCUGUGGGCGACGUGGUGGACAUCAUCAAGGAGGUGGAGGAGGGCUGGUGGGAGGGCUCUCACAACGGACGCACCGGCGUCUUCCCCUCCAACUUCGUGAAGGAGGUGACGGAGGAGAGCGCCGAGCAGGAGAACGGAGAGUCGCCACCGCCCGCCGAGACCUCCGACUCCACCGACUCCGGCCAGAGGGACGGCGGUGGUGGAGUGGAGGGUGGCGGCGCCGGCGAGAUCCAGCCGAAGAAGAUCCGCGGCUUCGGCUUCGGGGACAUCUUCAAGGAGGGCAACGUGAAGCUGCGUCCCCGCGCCGCCGAGGACAGCGCCGACGGCGGAGACUGCAGCAAGGUGGCCGACAGGUCCAAUUUCCCCGGAAGCCACUCUUCCCUGACGAAGAAGAAGCAAGCACCGGUGCCCAACGUGGACCCCGCCUCCAAGCCCGAGCCUGAGGCCCGGCACAAAGCUCGGGAAUACUGCAAAGCGCUGUUCUCGUACGAAGCGCAGAACAAUGACGAGCUCUCGCUCAAGGAGGGCGAGCUGGUCGAGAUCAUCGCCAAGGACUGCGGGGACGCGGGCUGGUGGGAGGGGGAAGUGAACGGGAAGAGAGGCGUCUUCCCCGACAACUUCGUCAAGUUGCUGCCCGCCGAGGUGGAGAAAGAGCAGCGCUCAUCACCUAAAUUCCUCAGCAAACCUUCACUGAGAGUGGCCGAGGAUAAGCCCAAAAAGCCGCCUCUUCCAGCCACCCUCGUGAAGGUGAACCUAGGAGACAAGAAGGAUGUCCGCAAGGUCGUUCCAGACAAGCCUGAACGGCCCGAGCUCCCCUUCAAGCAGGAGGAGAAGGACGAGAGGCACCCGGACAUCCCCGCCAAGCCGGCUGCUCCGGCCAUCCCCCCCAAGCCGGCGGCUCCCAAGGGCCCCGCCGUCACCCGCAUCGGCUCCGGCGUGGGUCCCAAGCGGCCGGAGAAGCCCUCCACGCCCAUCUCCCCCGUGAGGCCUACCGGUGACUUGGUAGGAUUCUCCCACCCCAAGCUGGUUGAGCUGGACUCGUCCGACAAGAGCACAGACAGCGAGCUGGUGGGGUUCGACGUGGUGGUCCCCUCUCCCGAGAAGCUCAAUCACCCGACCACCAACCGGCCCAAGCACAAAGGCCGCCGGCCACCCAGCCAGUUCCCUGGCAAUGUCUUGUGGGAAAUGGAGAGCCCGUCGGCAGAAGGCGCCGUGUCUCGCUCGGACUCGGGCGAGGAAGCGGAAGAAAAGCAGCACCGCACCGCCGAGCAGCCGAACUCGUCGCAAACGGACAGCGGGCGUCCCAUUAGCAAGAUGCUGGAACCAAAGAAGAAGCCGCCGCUGGGCCUGGGCGCGACGGCGACGCCGGUGACUCCGCCAUCGUCGCAGGGGUCGCAGGGGGCGAGCGGAGGGGCGUCGUCCCCGCUUCCGCGGCCCCUGUCGACCAUCGUGAGCGAGGCGCUGAAUGCGCGGAGACAGCCGCCGUCCGGCGCGGAGCCACAGGGUGGCGGCGGUGGCAGCGGCGGCGGAGACGACCUGCAGGCGCAGGUGCGAGAGCUGCGCGAAGCCAUGGAGGCCAUGAAGAUUCAGCACAAGAGAGAAAUAUCGCAGCUGGUCAGCGAGCUGGAGGAGGAGAAGAAGCGGAGAGUUCAGCUUCAGGUGGAGGUGGAGAGGAUAAAAAAGCAGCUGCUGGUGAAGUGAGCGAGCACGCUGUGGAGGAAGUUCGACCUGAAGAGAGGGCCAGGGCCCGGCUGAAGAGAACGAGUCUGACAAAAAAAAAGAUCUAUCUUUAUUUUUUGUUUUUGAUUUUAUUAAUAUCGGACGUCAGCGAAUUUAAGUUCAUAUUUUUUUUUUAUUUUGUGAAUAUCUUUGUUUUCUCAAUCAAAGCUUGGUGACAUGGGGAGAUCUGAUUUCUAUGUAUGUACAAGUAUAUAAAUAUAUAUCUGGGUCUGGUGUAACCUUUUUCUGGGUUUAGAUGCAUAUUGUUACUGGAAUUUUCACUGUAAAUAAUCCCUGCCAUUGUGAGCCAAAAUGGCCUUAAAAUAUUAACCUAUGCUGCACCGCUGACUUGAAUUUUGCACUGUGCGCGCGCGUCUCUCUCACAAAGCAGGGUCAGGAAUUGGUUGAGUCAGGAAAAUUAUACGAAUCGCAUCAUCACAGUCUUCUGUCUCUCUCUCUCUCUCUCCAGCCAGAGCCCCUGCCCGCUCUUAAUUUCUCUUGAGAAACUAGGUGUGCUCAGCUCUGUUGCUGUCACCUCUUGUUCAGUCAGCCAGCCAGUCACCCACCCACCUCUGCUCUUACUUCUCGCGGGCCAAGCAGCUUUCCUGUAGCCAGCCGGGCACCCCUGCGUUCGUCUCCUAGGUCGCAACGGUGUCGUUUCCAUCCACUGCGGAGCGGGAGCUUGGCGUUCGCCGUGAAUGUGUCAACGUAUAUUCUUCGGUGGCGGUUUAUAUUUUUUUCGAGCUCCCGCGUUAAGGUUGGCCCGAAAGUGGCGCACGAGCUUGGCGUGGAGUUUAUUUUACAAGACGAAGACGACCACCACGGUCGUCGGUUGAGGUCGCCGCUGCGAGGUUUUGAAAGCACUGAAUGGCACUGGGACGUCGUGAGGAGACGAGUUACGAGUCCACUUGUGUACCGUGCGUGCGUGUCUACGCUCUUAAAUUUUCACGACUUGUAAAACACAAACUCCCGUCAUUCGAGCGUCUAAUGAUCUAUUUAAUGCUAUUUUAAUAAAAAUAACAAAAAGAAUCUAUAAACGAUGCCAAAUUAACGUUUCAAAGUAACAUCGACUGCACGAGAUUAUUUGUGACGUGCGGGGAUUUCUAUCGCGGCGUAGCCUACGUUUGAACUUUAGGGCCUCAUUUUCGGUCUCAAGCAAACACUGGAGCAGUUGUGAACGUCAGUACGACGAGGAUGCGACUUUAUAUUAAAGUGCUUCAGCCUGUAUAGACUGCUAUGACAGUACCGUAUUUGUUAACGCAUUAAAGGAAUUGUGAAUUGCACCACCAUCACCUUUCGUGCAAGUCGCCUUUGCAUCCGAACUUGGAAGAAAACAGUAAACCGUCAUCCCUAAAUACAGGGCCAACGUUUUCUGUCCAAGUUUGCUAUUCCUGAUAGCUCGUGUAACUCCUGGUGAUUUUUUUUUUAUAUCUCACCACCGAUGGUCACCCUGUGCUCCCGCGCAUGUGUUCAUGGUUGUGCCGUACACUCUCUCCGAUUGGUUUUUACUGUUUGACCGCACGUUGUCGGGCGUUUCAAGCCGGCGCUUCCGGUUAGCUUCUUCGCUGUAGUUCCUGAAGAACGUUCCCAGCUCGUCGAGCAGAACGUCAGACAUCGUGCCAAAAAUAACAUUGCGGCAACAACCCAAAAACACAUCGGAGAGCCACAUUUCGCUAAUCUGUGGCACGGGGAGAGAGAGAGAGAGAGGGCAGCAUUGCGCCAUGUUGAGCCAUCCAGUACACUUGGGCCAGAUUCACAAUUUGCCAAACGGCCGAUGCACCUCACCGUUACAUUUGACUGAGUGUGUUGGCAAUGGAGACAUCGGUACUUUAUUGGGCACCAUUUGGAUGAGAGGGGACAUUGGUAAGCGGGCGAAUCGGACCUGUGGCGCAAUAAUAAUAAUUAUGUCCGUGUGAAGAGGUUGUGUCUUGUAUGAUGGCCGUUUUGUUGAUACGACGUUGGGUGAUGGGUGCCCCAUUUCACUCUUGGUGUGUGCUCUUCUUCUCACGUUGCUGUAACUAGGAUCCACCUCCUCUCCCGGUUGCUUCAGGAUCGUCCUCUUGUUGAGGCAGCAGUACUGGGAAAUCUCUUUAAGUCUUCCCGAGACUUUAAAAGUCCCGGUUUUUGUUGUUAGUUCCUUAAUAGUAAUAAUACACCGCUCGAGAGAAUGCAUCUACAUGUGAUAUUGUGAGAUAUUCUUCCCAUGACAUGUCCCAGGUUUGUGGACCUCAGAUGUGGGGGCAACCCUUACUGGAACACGAACGCUGGCCAGACACGAAACAUCGCCGAGCCGCUGGGAAUCAUCAGCAGUCGCUGUUGUCGUUCAUGUUCGGUGCAUAUGUUGGAACGAUGAACGUUCCUUUGCACGAUCCUUUUUCAUCCACGUUUCUCAUCUUUGCUUUUAAGUGGUUGGCCCUGGGGAGGGAGGGGGGGAGGGCUUCACAAAUAUUUUUUUUUUAUCGUUCACUGGGGUGGACGUGGUGGCAGAGUUGGUUAACAAAUUGCACCGUAAACCUGGAAAUCUGAGUUUUGAUUUCCUGGCCAAUGGCUAACAUCGGUGGUGAGUGCUAAGAGCUAGCCCUGGGCCAAGCUUCACCAACCUGCAUUGGUUUACCAGCGUGGUGAAGUAUGGUCAAACGCCCAUGACUAAAGCGAAUUGGGGGGGGGGGUUGAGUGCUGUCAUGGCAGCAAUAGAUUGACACAGUGCUGGCAGUUAUUCCUAGUGCAUACGAAUAUUGUUAAAUAUGAAUGUUGACCAUUUUGGCUCAAUGAAACAAUAUAUUCCGAGUCUGGGAUGUUACCAGUUGCAAUGAAAUGCUUCCUAUUAAAAAAAAUAUACAAACUGCUUUAGAAAAACGUUAAAUAACGAUAGCUGCGUCGUCGUUGUCAGCAGACCGGAUUCAACGGCGCAAAAAACUUCCUCGGCUAUUUAGUUUGCAUCGGAGGUCUGGACGUAACUUUAGCUCAAGUUGUAGAAAAUACCCUCCCCUCACUACGUCGCUCCAUGGCCUUUAAACCAUCGUCAGUUCUUUUCCAGCAAGAAUAUCGUCCCGUCAUCCACCGUGCCCUCGCAACAAUGCAUGAAUGUUAACUAGCGGCGUGGCCGCUGUGUCGCUGGCCCCCCACCGUAGGUCGGCGCUACAGACUCGUAAGCCGCCGGUUACCUCGAGCAAUUACAAAGGGUGGGGGGAGGGGGGCAGGUGGGUGGGGGCAAGCAAUUGGGGCGCUAAUUACGCGUGCAGCAUUACACCCCCCCCCACACACCCCGCCGAACGGUACAGCAGCGCCGCCGUCGUUCGUUAGCCACGUGUUUUGCGGAUGUUUGUAAACAUUCACCGCGGCGUAGCAUCCACCGUGCGAAGGACUCGUUUAUAACCGCCCGGUUUCACGCGAACCUUUGGCGUUGUUUCGCCUCUCGACACGCGGACGGCGGGAGGCGAUGUGGUACCGUUUUGCGGCUGCGGUGGAAUCCACGCACAGCCGUUGUGUGUAAGCAAUGCACAGCGCGAUGAGCCGUGCUGGCUUCGGGAACGCACGGGCAGUGUGUGUGUGUGCGUGUGUGUGUGCGUGUGUGUGCGUGUGUGUGCGUGUGCGUGUGUGCGUGCGUGCGCGGAGCUGCGGUGCGAAGGGUUGCAAACUAACUCUGGCAGCCGGUUGUCUGGUUUCCUGCAAAAUAACCGCGUUGGUGGAGCACCUGGCGAUGUUAUCUUGGCGGUGGUGGAUUCUCGGGCGUGGGUGAUGGUGGUGGUCUUUUGCCUACACGCUCCCACGUUAACUUUAGUAAUCCCGUCUGCUCUGAGAAAGGUGAUCGCUACGGUGUAUAAUAAGGUUGUUGGGUUUUUUUUCUCGUGUGUUCGUGACAAUCCACUGGGGUAUGCCAGCCACCGCACAAGCAAGGGGGUUGGCGUGCGUCUUUUUGCAUCGUUUUAAUUUUUUCUUUUUUUUCCAUUUUUUUUCCAUUUUUUUUUUCCAUUUGUUCCCCGCGUUCUGUUUGGUUGCCGUCUGGCCGUGGUCGUUCCUUGGAAUCUUCUAUUUUCGUGCUUGGGUAUUAACGGGUUUCCGCGCAUCAUGGAUCGAUUUUUUUAAUUAACGUAACCUUUCUUGUUUAUUUGUUUCCUCUGGCAUGGGUUCUACGACAACAAAAAAAGGCAGCCAAAACCUCGCGGAAAAAAAAAACUCGUCCGUCAAGGCAUUCGCACUUUCUAGGUGUCGGGUAAAUGGACCAAACACAAACGCGGAGCUGCGGAAGCCGUUGGCUUUGUCAGGCACGUGUCACUCCGAGCAGCUCACUUCACCUGCGGCGACACGGUGGCUAGGAGAUGUUAACUAUCUUGCCUGGUAUACAGGAGGUCGUGGGUUCGAACCUGACCCUUACGCCUGCUGUAUAUUUGGAGUUUGCGUGUUCUAUCCCCGUGGUCGCGUGGAUUUUUAUCUUGCGCCCCUCCCCCCACCCUCGCUCCACAUUUAUAAUCGACAUGACGUUGAGAAGUAUUUGGCUGACAUGAAUUUCCACACGUUGAUAAACCGCUUGGUUGAGCUAUCAUUUGUGUUCGCCAGGUCGCUUCUGAAACGGAGAGAGCUGUGUAGAUCGGUGGACCCUUACCUAGUAAAAUACAAAAAAAAUAGUUUUUUUUAAUAGUCCGCUUUAACCUCUGUCUCCGUGGAACAUCCUCGCGGUUUUGUAGAAGGAAGUCGCUCCGCCAAUCGCUCGCUGGAAUUGCUCGAUAGAUAAAGGGGGGGGGGCACAGCGUUGGCAGUGGGAACCCCGCUUCUGUUCCCCACGCACAGCGCCCGCCCCCCUAUCCACCCCCCCCCCCCCGCGUGAUUUUGGCACUUGCAAAAAUAAAAGCAUUACAAGUUGUCACGUGUGGGUUUGGUAACUCGUUUCCGCUUGCGUUUUCGCAGCGCGCGUGCACGCCGCCCCCUCCCCCCAGUUUUUGUUUAAUUUAUUUCCAGCGGAAGUGCGACUGCCUUGGCCGUGUUAUAAUUUUUUGCGAUCCAGUCGUGUGUGUGUGUGCGCGUGAGAAACAAUUUGCUAAGGAAGCCGCUAACGACGCACGCGCGUGGCUCCAAUGGUUGCCGCUGUAAAUAUUCACGGGGGGGGGAGGGAUGGCGAUGCGGUGGCACGCGGACACGUGCCGCUUUCGAGAGUCACCGGUGCAUGCCAUGUAAUAUAUUAUCAUCAUCAUGUGUACGUGUGCUUCAGCCUGUGUGUGUGUUCACCUAUCCAGUGCAACCCGCUGUUUACACGUGCAUGUUUUGGGCUGAGCACAGUUUUGGGGGGGGGGGAGUGGGGGUGGUGUUCCACUGGGGCACAUUCGAUGGGUGGACACAGUGACCAAAUGCGCCGAUAUAACCCAGUCUGUGUACGCGCGCGCACACACGCACGCACGCGCACAUACGGACGCGCGUACUUUUACAAAUGCGGCUGAUUAGACCCGCAAUCUCAUCGUCUGGACCAAUGCUUGUGUGUGUGUGUUGUGUGUUUUGUACGCAUCCGUCAUUGUGCGCGCACGCUUAUCGCGCUCCGUUGUGAGCGUUAUACCGCGCUGUACGAGGACACAUUGGGAUGUUGUCGAAUCGGCCAGAAUAAUGUCAACGUGGUGGUUUGUGUGUGUGUUUUUUUUUAGGGAGGGGGUGGGGGGUUGCAAGCGUCGGCACAGGUAAUCAAAAAGAAAAAAAAUUGAGGUCAAAGUUCAAGUUGAUUUAGUUUAACCCGGUGGGAAUGCUGGGGGAUGAGCGUGACCUGGGGGGGGGGGGUAACUAAAAUUACCAACUCCGAAAUAAAUCGACUAAAAUACAGCAAUGAAUCGAAUACAAAUCGGGGAAAAAAACAACUACCGCAUGACAAAUCCGAAAUGCCGCACGAGCACAUUUCGAUAUUACAACAUUCCAUUUCGUCGUCGGCUCGUGCCGAUUAUUCCUAGACGGAUCGUGGAACAACAACAAUGAAGUUACAGAUCUAUUAAAACAGAUGCAGGGUGCACCUGUACCCAAAUGUAAACGAUGUCAUAUGCAAUUGCAAGUGAAGUGAUCAUCAAGAAUCGAAAGUUCAGUUGUGAUCCAGCUUGGGGUAGUCACUAAGGACGUUUUAAGCAGUGGAACUCCCGAGUGUUUGGGGUAGAGUGAGUGAAGGCACAUUCGACAACGUGCAUUGUGUCCCACGCAUAAACAGCACGCACUCAUGGCAGUUCAAAACAAAGUGUAAGGCACGUGUACUGGUAUUGUGUACACACACACACGUGUACUGGUGUGGUGUACACACACACGUGUACUGGUGUGGUGUGUGUAUAUAUAUACACCACACGUACUGGUAUGGUGCAUAUACCCAUGUACUGGUGUGGUGUGUGUAUACACACAGAUGUACUGCGUGUCGUGUAUCGUUGCGAGUCCAUGGAGUCUUUAGCAAUGGGGCCUCGCUGUCAUGGGCAAAUCACGUGAGCCAUUGAGCGGUGUAAUGACUUUCGGUGGUGGGUACGUUUAAAGACGAAACUAACACUGUUACCCUGGACCUAAACGGAGUAUGUACAUGUUUACACAGCGUGUACAAACUAUAUACAGGGUGUUUCAAAAACAAUGUUAACACUUAUAUGGGACUCUCGUUUUUAAUGGAAAAAGAACGGAUAAUACUCUGUAACAUGAUCACAAGUGGAUGUUAAUAGCUUCAAAAAGUCAUUCUCCACUUGUUCGUCAUCGUUGUCAACGCGUGGCCUGGAAUCUUCUCCAGCUGGUCUCCAGAGCCCGGAAGCAGCAGCGCAUUUCUUGUGACAUUGUUGCAAAUUAUCAGAAGUGUUAAACAAAAACGUUGAUGCACCCUGUUUAUAUCCAUGCGCUUAAUGCCGGUCAUGCGGUUUUGUGUCGAGGCGUUCACGUGGCUGACCAUAAAACACAUUCGAUGUUUUUUUGGUGAGUGCCACACGAUACACCACUCUAUACACACAUCGAUUACUGGUUAAACUAUAAUUACCAGAUUGGAAAUAGUUUUGUCGUCUUCUUACACGGUCAUGAGUUACAUUACCAAUAACCAGAUAUAACCGCCACCACCGUUGCACGUUUAAAUCAACGUUUUCGUUAAAUUGAGAGAUGCAAUGCUUUGCCCAAAAAUUGUGCACAAACGUAUUUGAUUCUGGGCGCUAUUGGUUUUUGCUUAUUGGUCAGUGCUGCAGAGCGCAAAUGGUCCGGUCUACCGAUGCAGUACUCAAAUCAGUCGGACGCGCACACGAAGGGAACGGUGGACCGACCUUCAGGAGGGAGUCGUAUUCGCAAAGCAAUUCCCUCGAAUUUAGCACAAAAAAAGAAACGUUUGUCCUGUAACGGGCACAACCGCGUAGGCUUUCGCGGUUGUGCCGUUACAGCGUUUGUUGACGCGUGUCGUUCGGCUGCAUGUCCGACGUUUCGCUGCUCGGUUGCCGACAGCUGCCGGCACGUGCGGGGAACGAAACGUCGUGUGACAUCGUGUAGCCAACAACGCGCCCCCUCUUACGAACGGGAGACGACGUCGGAGAGAGAGAGCGCGACUCGAGUCUUAAACGCUUUCACAACGUCCACGUGCGCUUUGAAAGUGCUUCGCGCGUGUUUCGUGACAGCGCCGCUGUAUUUGGCAACGACAAAAUUGGGGAACCAAACACACCGCGGGGUUGGUUGCACGCUGGGGUAGGGGUUUUGUUGUUGUUUUGUUGCACGCAAUGCAACUUGCAGAUAACGACCAUCACGCAGUAGCAAUAUAAAGCCACGCACGCACGCACGCGUUCUGAAGUGGCAACAGCAGCGUCUUGUGUCAUGCCGUGCUCGCGCGCCCGUGUGUAUAUUAUUGACGCUCACCUCACUUAACGAGUGUAAUUAAUACCGACGAUUAAUUCAGAGAAGAAAAAAACUCCUAACAAAAAGCCAAAAAAAAAGCCAGCAGACACGAGUAGUUGCACGGACGUGGUGGGAGCUCCGGGUUUUGUCUCUUCUGGGAGCUUUUGAAAUGGGCUACAAUGAUCUUAUAUUUUUUAAAUAAAUAAAGAGUGUAUAUGUAUUCAA
This is a messenger RNA of Petromyzon marinus (sea lamprey), 11975 nucleotides long. It is a transcript of the gene SH3KBP1, whose product is annotated as SH3 domain containing kinase binding protein 1. Gene Ontology annotation, molecular function: catalytic activity; protein binding. Lineage: Eukaryota; Metazoa; Chordata; Hyperoartia; Petromyzontiformes; Petromyzontidae. The record is from RefSeq and is a predicted model, not a curated record.